AUCUUAGUUGCUGCCGCUGCCUCCAGCGAGGCGCUGCUCCGAGGCAGGGAGGGCGCCCGCGGCCCGAGCGCGCGGCCCAGCGUCUCGGCGGCGGCGGCGGCGGCUGCUCCUCGGACCCCGGUGCUCGCCGCGCCGCGAAGCAGCCAGCCCCGGCCCGCGAGAGCCCCCUCGGCGUCCUGCGCGCCUCCCUGCCGCUCCCGUGUCGGGCCGGCCGCGGCGCCGGGAGUCCGAGCGAUGCUGCACCGCCCUGCGCCCGCGCUGGCCCCGGCCGCCUGGCUGCUGCUGGCCGGGCUGCUGUGCGGCGGCGGGGUCUGGGCCGUGCGAGUUAACAAGCACAAGCCAUGGCUGGAGCCCACCUAUCAUGGCAUAGUUACAGAAAAUGACAACACCGUGCUGCUCGAUCCCCCCCUGAUUGCCCUGGAUAAAGAUGCACCUCUGCAUUUUGCAGAGAGUUUUGAGGUGACAGUCACCAAAGAAGGUGAGAUUUGUGGCUUUAAAAUUCACGGGCAGAGUGUCCCCUUUGAUGCAGUGGUAGUGGAUAAGUCCACUGGUGAGGGCGUGAUUCGCUCAAAGGAGAAGCUGGACUGUGAGCUGCAGAAAGACUACUCGUUCACCAUCCAGGCCUAUGACUGUGGGAAGGGACCCGACGGCACCAACGUGAAAAAGUCUCAUAAAGCAACUGUUCAUAUCCAGGUGAACGAUGUGAACGAGUUUGCGCCCGUGUUCAAGGAGAAGUCCUACAAGGCGACGGUCACCGAGGGGAAGCAGUACGACAGCAUCCUGAGAGUGGAGGCCGUGGACGCAGACUGCUCCCCGCAGUUCAGCCAGAUCUGCAGCUAUGAGAUUGUCACUCCAGACGUGCCGUUCGCCGUCGACAAAGACGGUUAUAUAAAAAACACAGAGAAGUUAAACUAUGGGAAAGAACAUCAGUAUAAGCUGACCGUCACUGCCUAUGAUUGCGGGAAGAAAAGAGCCACGGAGGAUGUUUUGGUGAAGAUCAGCAUUAAGCCCACCUGCACCCCCGGCUGGCAAGGAUGGAACAAUAGGAUCGAGUAUGAGCCUGGCACGGGCGCCUUGGCUGUCUUCCCAAACAUCCACCUGGAGACGUGCGAUGAGCCGGUGGCCUCUGUGCAGACCACGGUGGAGCUGGAGACCAGCCACAUAGGCAAAGGCUGUGACCGGGACACCUACUCCGAGAAGUCCCUUCACCGACUCUGUGGCGCUGCCUCUGGCACCGCCGAGCUGCUCCCUUCCCCGAGCAGCGCCGCGAACUGGACCCUCGGGCUCCCCACUGACAACGGCCACGACAGCGACCAGGUCUUUGAAUUCAACGGCACUCAAGCGGUGAGGAUCCCAGACGGCAUCGUCUCGGUCAACCCACAAGAGCCUUUUACGAUUUCCGUGUGGAUGAGACACGGGCCUUUCGGCAGGAAGAAGGAGACAAUUCUUUGCAGUUCAGACAAAACAGAUAUGAACCGGCACCGAUACUCGCUCUACGUCCACGGGUGCCGGCUUAUCUUCCUGCUCCGCCAGGAUCCUUCCGAGGAGAAGAAAUACAAACCUGCAGAAUUCCACUGGAAGCUGAAUCAGGUCUGUGAUGAGCAGUGGCACCACUAUGUCCUCAACGUGGAAUUCCCAAGUGUGACUCUCUACGUGGAUGGUGUUUCUCAUGAGCCCUUCUCUGUGACUGAGGAUUACCCACUUCAUCCAUCCAAGAUAGAAACUCAGCUUGUGGUUGGGGCGUGCUGGCAAGAGUAUUCAGGAGUUGAAAAUGACAAUGACACUGAGCCUGUGACUAUGGCCUCUGCAGGUGGUGACCAGCACAUGAUCCAGUUCUUCCGAGGUAACCUGGCUGGCCUGACGCUCCGUUCCGGGAAGCUCGCAGAUAAGAAGGUGAUUGACUGUCUGUAUACCUGCAAGGAGGGGCUGGACCUGCAAGUCCCCGAAGACAGUGGUGUGCAGAUCCAAGCAAGCCCCAGUCAGUCGGUGUUGACCUUGGAGGGAGAAGACGUCGGGGAGUUGGACAAGGCCAUGCAGCGCCUUUCCUACCUGAACUCUCGGCAGUUCCCUACGCCCGGAAUCCGGAGACUGAAAAUCACCAGCACGGUCAAGUGUUUUAAUGAGGCCGCCUGCAUCUCGGUGCCCCCAGUAGAGGGCUACGUGGUGGUCUUACAGCCUGAGGAGCCCAAGAUCAGCCUCAGUGGCAUCCACCACUUUGCGCGAGCAGCUUCUGAAUUUGAAAGCUCCGAAGGGGUUUUCCUUUUUCCCGAGCUUCGCAUCAUCAGCACCAUCACCAGAGAAGUGGAGCCCGAAGGGGAUGGGGCUGAGGACCCCACAGUUCAAGAGUCACUGGUGUCCGAGGAGACGGUGCACGACCUGGAUGCCUGUGAGGUCACGGUGGAGGGAGAGGAGCUGAACCACGAGCAGGAGAGCCUGGAGGUGGACGUGGCCCGCCUGCAGCAGAAGGGCAUCGAAGUGAGCAGCUCCGAGCUGGGUGUGACCUUCACAGGCGUGGACACCAUGGCCAGCUACGAGGAGGUCUUGCACCUCCUGCGCUAUCGGAAUUGGCACACCAGGUCCUUGCUUGACCGGAAGUUCAAGCUCAUCUGCUCGGAGCUGAACGGCCGCUACAUCAGCAACGAAUUUAAGGUGGAGGUGAACGUCAUCCACACGGCCAACCCCGUGGACCACGCCAGCCACAUGGCCGCCCAGCCACAGUUCGUGCACCCCGAGCAUCGCUCCUUCGUUGACCUUUCUGGUCACAACCUGGCCAGUCCGCACCCAUUUGCAGUUGUCCCCAGUACUGCGACCGUUGUGAUUGUGGUGUGCGUCAGCUUCCUGGUUUUCAUGAUCAUCCUGGGAGUGUUCCGGAUCCGAGCCGCGCACCAGCGCACGAUGCGGGACCAGGACACCGGGAAGGAGAACGAGAUGGACUGGGAUGACUCUGCCUUGACCAUCACCGUGAACCCCAUGGAGACGUAUGAGGACCAGCACAGUAGUGAGGAGGAGGAGGAGGAAGAGGAGGAGGAGGAGAGUGAGGACGGAGAGGAGGAGGACGACAUCACCAGUGCGGAGUCGGAGAGCAGCGAGGAGGAGGAGGAGCAGGGUGACCAGCAGAGCGGGAGCAGGCAGCAGCAGCUGGAGUGGGACGACUCGACCCUCAGCUACUGACGUCGCCCCCGGCCUCGUUCCUGCUGCAGAAGACGCUGCCGUUGUCUGUUCUCCCAGCCCCAAGGGUCCACGAUGUACAAAGUCAUUUCGGCCAGUAGGUCUGCAGACCCCCUCGCUGCCCGUCCGCCGUGCUUGGUGUGUAGGACGUAGGCUCCCGCCCGCCCCCGCCCGGAUCGCUCUCCGCAGUCCCUCGAGGUGCUGUCGCCUCCCCCGGCGCGUCUGGCUCUCCCAGGGGCCCCGCGGCGCCACGGGCCCCACACGUGCGUCUGGCGUCCCCUCCUGGUGGUGAGAGGACGCCGGCCCCUCAUACUCCAGAAAAGUCACGAUGACCGGACUUGGUGACAAAGGGUAAAAAUUGCUCACUUCCACCCGGUAAUCAUUUUUUCUUUUUUUUAAAAAAAAAGUUUUUAUUUUUUUCCAAACUAGUGCAUGUAUAAAUAAUGGCAGAAUGGGGGUUAAUAUGUAGAUGAUUAACUGACUUUUUAAUAUUUUGUAAAUAAAUCGGGAUUCCUCGUGUCCCUUGUGCUAGUGUACUCCAGGACUGGAAUGUAAAGCCAGGAUGCCGAGCGCAGGAGAGACGCUCGGGCUCUUCCCCCACCCGCCCCAAAACGGGGCCCCUCCUGCCCCCACUCUGGGCUGGGUGUGGCCGGCAGUCGGCGCAGGCUUCCGUGUGCUGCUCAGGAGACGGACCAGGCACCCCUCUUUGGAGGCUGGAAGGAGCCAGGUCUUGUCUUCAGUGUUCUCCCUGUUCCUGUUUUGGCACUGGGGGUGGGGUUGCGGGGGUCGCUGGCUCUCUUACUCCUCCACCACCAGCAGCUCCCUUGGCGGUGGCCCGGACGCACCGUGUGCAGCCUUGUGGUUUCUACUCGGUAAACACGUCUCCCUGCUGGUGAACGUAUGUAGAGAUCGUGUAAAUGGACAGGGGUCGUGCAGACCGUUUGCCCACUUGGUUUGGAGACAGCAGCAGGCCUUGAUGGUCUGUACUCGCCACCUCCCUAGGACACCCUGUGCCCAGAACCGCCUGUGCUGGCCUCUCUCCUCCCCCAGCCCGUGGGAUGCCCCUGCCGUCUGGGGGGGACUCCACCCCCCUGUAGCGGAGCCCUGCUGCUUUGCUGGUGGCAGUGAAAGGAGACAGGGCAGUCUCGGUCUUGGUCUAAAACCGACGCGCACUUUGCUUUCCAUUUACAUGUAAAAGGGUAGAUUUCUACAACUGGGGGAAAUCAUUUUGAAUACUCCUCUGUGACCCUAACUAACUGCUAGUUUUGAGGACACUGACGGCUGUGUGUGGCCAUCCCCCACGUCCCCUCCCCCGAGCUGCUCUGUUUAGACCAUGGGUAGAGCUAACACCGAGGGGACGUUCUCAUGCUGUCACCGCCACGGUGUCCCUUUUCAGAGGUGUAUAUUGAUGAUAGGUCAGAAAGUGUAUACGCUACAAUAAAGUUCUGGUUCUAACUCCA
Messenger RNA from Lemur catta (Ring-tailed lemur), 4628 nucleotides. RefSeq names its product calsyntenin 1 (gene CLSTN1). Gene Ontology annotation, cellular component: cell surface; postsynaptic membrane. The record is from RefSeq and is a predicted model, not a curated record. Gene Ontology annotation, molecular function: calcium ion binding; kinesin binding; amyloid-beta binding. Gene Ontology annotation, biological process: positive regulation of synaptic transmission; homophilic cell-cell adhesion; positive regulation of synapse assembly. The transcript has 19 exons. The coding region runs from base 235 to 3171 and encodes 978 amino acids. NCBI's taxonomy places the organism in Eukaryota, Metazoa, Chordata, Mammalia, Primates, Lemuridae.